Messenger RNA from Akanthomyces muscarius, 1107 nucleotides. RefSeq lists its product as uncharacterized. The transcript has 3 exons. The record is from RefSeq and is a predicted model, not a curated record. Bases 1 to 1107 code for a protein of 368 amino acids. Gene Ontology annotation, cellular component: mitochondrion; cytoplasm. NCBI's taxonomy places the organism in Eukaryota, Fungi, Ascomycota, Sordariomycetes, Hypocreales, Cordycipitaceae.
AUGCGAGCAUUUCAGAAGCCGCAACUGUCAUCGAUCUCGAGGAGCUUCACCACCAGUAGUGUUUGUCGCAGUGCCGCUCUACGUCAUUUGGGGCCGAGCAUCGCAGCAAGACCAUUGAUUGCUCGUUGCGCAUUGAAAAACCACCAGGCUUUCAGCGUUACAGCUACGAAAGCUGUAUCUGAUAACAUGGCCGCCGCCGGUAAUGGAGGACCAUGGGGCGCGUGGCAGGUUGAGCCGGCCAAGUUUACCAAGCUUGUCGCCGACUCGAUGAAGGCUUUAUACCCUGAAGAAAUCGCCGAUCGCGCCUGGGACAAUGUCGGUCUGCUUGUCGGCAACCAUGAGCAAGAGUCGAGCCAGAAGAAGCCCAUUGUGCUCGUCACCAAUGACUUGACGUAUCAAGUAGCCGCCGACGCCAUUGAGCAGGGAGCCAGCGUCAUUGUCAGCUAUCACCCCUUCAUCUUCUCCGGCCUCAAGUCCAUCACCGACAAGGACCCCCAGCAGUCCACGCUCAUCCGGCUCAUGCAGGCCGGCAUCGCCGUGUACUGCCCGCACACGGCCGUCGACGCCGCGCCCCAGGGCCUCAACACGUGGCUCGCCGACGCCGUCGCCGGGCCACACGCCACAACGCGGUCCGUCGCCAUCCCGUGCAAGACAGCGCCCGAGAGCCACGCCGGCGCGGGCUACGGCGCGCUUGCCGAAUUCACCAAAGGGAAGUCAGUCACGGUAGCGGAGAUUCUCAAGCGUCUGGCCGAGAAACUCGGCGGCCUGCGGCAUGUCAUGGUGGCGUCGCCGGUUGGCGCGGACGUCAAGACGACGCAGGUCAGAAGCUACGGCGUCUGCGCGGGAAGCGGGUACGACGUGCUCAAGAGCGCCGACGUGGAUCUUCUGGUCAUGGGCGAGACGAGCCACCACUCGGCGCUGCGGGCGAUUCAGCAGGGCAGGACGCUGGUGCAGGUGUUUCACAGCAACUCGGAGCGCAGCUACCUGCAGCAGGUUCUCAGGCCGCGGCUGGAAGAGAAGCUGAAGGCAUCUGUGCCUGAGGCGAUGGUGGUGGUGAGCAAGUAUGAUAAGGAUCCAUUCACGGUGAUUGAUGUUACGGAGUUGUAG